Messenger RNA from Ochotona curzoniae (black-lipped pika), 6024 nucleotides. It is a transcript of the gene INPP5D, whose product is annotated as inositol polyphosphate-5-phosphatase D. The record is from RefSeq and is a predicted model, not a curated record. The transcript is spliced from 27 exons. Gene Ontology annotation, molecular function: phosphatase activity. Gene Ontology annotation, biological process: phosphatidylinositol dephosphorylation. Bases 1556 to 4921 code for a protein of 1121 amino acids. NCBI's taxonomy places the organism in Eukaryota, Metazoa, Chordata, Mammalia, Lagomorpha, Ochotonidae.
AGCCUACUGCUGGGCCAAGAAGCUUUGAUCUGGCUCAAGAGUCUCAGAGGGCAGUCUGGAGAGCAAGCUCCUUUGCAUGUGGCCUGGGUCAUUCUCACUGGUCCCUGCUCACUCAGGUCCCCCAGCAGGGUCAGCCUGGCCCCACGGAGUCAAUGGGUGACUGGAGGGGGCCAUCCAGCCCGCAGCAGAGGACACAAGGUGGUCAAGCAUGUGCCCUUCUGGCAUGUGGGGCCAGGGCACCUGGCAGAGGGUUUAUGCUGAAGAGAGCAGAUGUGGCACUGCCAAUGACGGUCAGUCACCCUAGGGGUCAGUGGGUCCCUGGGGCCAGCCUCCUGCAGCUGGGGCAGCACAGGUGCAGCUGGAAGGCAGGCCCAGGGGUGUAGGAGUGUAAGUUGUGCUUUCUGUGUGAGCGCCCUGACCUGUUGAACAUGUCUACACACGACGCGUCUGUGGGCUGCUGCCCUGAAGCAUGGAUGUCCCUGCUGGGCCAGAGGGAGCUGCCUGGCUGGGAAACCAAUGGUCUCAGCACAUGGCCUUCCAUAGGCUGGGGCGGGCUGAGCACCAGGCAGCCCUGCAGCUGGUGGUCCUGGCAGUUCAGCCAAAGACGCCAGAAGGACAAUCAUCCACACCCCUCCCCAGCCGCUGGGGAAGGCAUGCUGCCUGUUGGGAACAAGGGGUUGCUGUGACGAGCCCCUGGAGGCGGGUGGAGCAAGCUGACUCCUGCAAGCUCCCUUUGCCAACAAAGGUGAGAGGGUGACUCUGUAGACUCCCAGUCAGGACUGUUCUUUGAAUGUGCUGGUUUAUUGAGUGUCCAUGGCACCCUUCAGAUCGCAUGCCGUCACCAAUGGGGAAACUGAGGCACGAGAGGCGAGGUAGCAUGCCUGGUGUAGCAGAUGAAUGAUAGAGCUGGCACUUGUCCUGUUACUGAUUUGGGGAGGGAGAAAGACAAUGUGUGUGUGUGGGGGGGAUGGUAAUGGGAGGGACCCUUGGUGCUGGGGCACAGGGAAGGACUGUGGGAGGGGGUCAUGGUCCAGCAGAGGUGAGCAGCCAUGCUGUGGCCUGACGACACAUGCUGGAAUCUCCCUGCCUCCAGUUCCCUUUCAGAUCCUCCCCAAGCUCCACCCCGCAUACUAACCAUCUUUGUGCAAACAGCUGAGAUGCUGUUCUCAGCAUCUGAUGGUGACAAAGAGCGAGACAGAACCUGGCACAGAUGGCGACUGAGCUGGGGGCCUCUGGACUCCUGAGAUUCAGUUUCCACAGGACCUGGCCAGAAGGCUCUGAACAGGGCUCCCCAUUCUGAGUGCCACCUCCCUACCCCCAUGCUAGACUAAGAGAGAGGAACGUGCCCUGGAUGAACUGUGGCAGUGGGCAUUCAUCCUGAGCAGCCGUGGUGGGUAUCUCUGAGUGCUCCAUCCAUCUGCCCAGCACCCCAGAGCGAGCCUUCCAACACGGACUGAGCUCUGGCUCUGAGAGGUAUCGGAAUUGUGUCUACACCUACAGAAUCCUGCCCAAUGAGGAUGACAAAUUCACUGUUCAGGCAUCCGAAGGCGUCCCCAUGAGGUUCUUCACCAAGCUGGACCAGCUCAUCGAGUUCUACAAGAAGGAAAACAUGGGGCUGGUGACGCACCUGCAGUACCCUGUGCCCCUGGAGGAGGAAGAUGCAGGGGACGAGCCCGAGGAGGACACGGAAGGCAUCACGUCCCCACCUGAGCUGCCUCCCAGAAACAUCCUGUCCUAUGAGACGAAGGAGUUUCCUGCGUCGCUGGAGAGUGCCCGAGCCCCUGAAGUCAACCGGCCCAGCCCCUCGGAGACACUGCUGCAGCGGCUGCAGACCGUGGACACCAGCGGACUCCCAGAAGAGCAUCUCAAAGCCAUUCAGGAUUAUCUGAGCACUCAGCUCCUGCUGGACUUGGAAUUUGUGAAGACAGGCUCCGGGAGCCUUCCACAUCUAAAAAAACUGACCACACUGCUGUGCAAGGAGCUGUAUAGUGAAGUCCUCCGGACCCUCCCGUCCCUGGAGUCUCUGCAAAGGCUUUUUGACCAGCAGCUCUCCCCUGGCCUCCGUCCACGACCUCAGGUACCAGGUGAAGCCAAUCUGGCCAACAUGGUGGCCAAGCUCAGCCAACUGACAAGUCUGCUGUCCUCCAUUGAGGAUAAGGUCAAGACCUUUCUGAGCGAGGGGCCCGAGGCCUCCCACCGGCGAUCCCUCAUCCCUCCGGUCACCUUCGAAGUGAAGGCAGAGUCCCUGGGGAUUCCUCAGAAGCUGCAGCUCAAAGUGGACGUGGAGUCUGGGAAACUGAUCAUCAAGAAGUCCAAGGAUGGUUCUGAAGACAAAUUCUACAGCCACAAGAAAAUCCUGCAGCUUAUCAAGUCGCAGAAGUUUCUCAACAAGCUGGUGAUUCUGGUGGAGACGGAGAAGGAGAAGAUCCAGCGAAAGGAGUAUGUUUUUGCUGAUUCCAAAAAGAGAGAAGGCUUCUGCCAGCUGCUGCAGCAGAUGAAGAACAAGCACUCGGAGCAGCCCGAGCCGGACAUGAUCACCAUUUUCAUCGGCACCUGGAACAUGGGUAACGCCCCCCCUCCCAAGAAGAUCACGUCCUGGUUUCUCUCCAAGGGGCAGGGAAAGACGCGGGACGACACCGCCGACUACAUCCCUCAUGACAUCUAUGUGAUUGGCACCCAGGAGGACCCCCUGGGGGAGAAGGAGUGGCUGGAGAUCCUCAGGCACUCCUUGCAGGAGAUCACCAGCAUGACCUUUAAAACGGUGGCCAUCCACACCCUCUGGAACAUUCGUAUCGUGGUGCUGGCCAAGCCGGAGCACGAGAACCGCAUCAGCCACAUCUGCACAGACAACGUGAAGACAGGCAUCGCAAACACACUGGGGAACAAGGGAGCCGUGGGAGUGUCGUUCAUGUUCAACGGGACUUCCUUAGGGUUCGUUAACAGCCACUUGACUUCCGGAAGUGAAAAGAAGCUCAGGCGGAACCAGAACUACAUGAACAUCCUCCGCUUCCUGGCCCUGGGGGACAAGAAACUAAGUCCCUUUAACAUCACUCACCGCUUCACCCACCUCUUCUGGCUCGGGGAUCUCAACUACCGCGUGGAGCUGCCCACCUGGGAAGCGGAGACCAUCAUCCAGAAGAUCAAACAGCAGCAGUACACAGACCUCCUGUCCCACGACCAGCUGCUCACCGAGCGCAAAGAACAGAAAGUCUUCCUGCACUUCGAGGAGGAGGAAAUCACGUUCGCACCGACCUACCGCUUCGAAAGACUGACACGGGACCGAUACGCCUACACCAAGCAGAAGGCGACAGGGAUGAAGUACAACUUGCCCUCGUGGUGUGACCGGGUCCUCUGGAAGUCUUAUCCGCUGGUGCACGUGGUCUGUCAGUCUUACGGCAGCACCAGUGACAUCAUGACAAGUGACCACAGCCCUGUCUUUGCCACGUUUGAGGCCGGGGUCACCUCCCAGUUUGUCUCCAAGAAUGGCCCCGGGACAGUGGACGGCCAAGGACAGAUCGAGUUCCUCAGGUGCUACGCCACGUUGAAGACCAAGUCCCAGACCAAGUUCUAUCUGGAAUUCCACUCAAGUUGCUUGGAGAGUUUUGUCAAGAGCCAGGAAGGAGAGAAUGAAGAGGGCAGUGAGGGCGAGCUGGUGGUGAAGUUCGGCGAGACCCUCCCCAAGCUGACGCCCAUUAUCUCCGACCCUGAGUACCUGCUGGACCAGCACAUCCUAAUUAGCAUUAAGUCAUCCGACAGCGAUGAGUCCUAUGGCGAGGGCUGCAUCGCUCUGCGGUUAGAGGCCACGGAAACACCACUGCCCAUCCACACGCCCCUCACACACCAUGGGGAGAUGACAGGCCACUUCCGCGGGGAGAUCAAGCUACAGACCUCGCAGGGCAAGAAGCGGGAGAAGCUGUACGACUUUGUGAAGACGGAGCGGGAUGACUCCAGCGGGUUAAAGUCCUUGAGGAGCCUCACCAGCCACGACUCUGGGAAGCAGUGGGAGCCAGCUGGCAGGGCCCCUCCGUGCAGCGGUCCCAACAUCACCGAGAUCAUCAACCCCAACUACAUGGGCGUGGGGCCCUUCGGGCAGCCGAUGCCCCUGCACGUGAAGCAGAUGCUGUCCCCUGAUCAGCAGCUCACAGCCUGGAGCUAUGACCAGCUGCCCAAGGACUCCUCACUAGGGCCCGGCAGGGGAGACAGCCCCCCGACACCUCCCUCCCAGCCGCCCCUGUCACCAAAGAAGUUCUCAUCCUCAACAACGAAUCGGGGGCCCUGCCCCAGGGUGCAGGAGGCCAGGCCUGGUGACCUGGGGAAGAACACAGUCGAAGCCUGCCCACAGGACGACCUGCAGCCGACCAAGCCGGAGAUGUUUGAGAACCCACUGUAUGGCUCCGUGAACUCCUUUCCUAAGCCGGUUCCCAGGAAGGAGCAAGAGUCCCCUAAACUGCUGAGGAAGGAGCCCCCGUCCUGCCCGGACCCCGGGCUCCUAUCACCCAGCAUUGUGCUCACCAAAGCCCAAGAGGGUGAGGGAGGCAAGGGCCCGGGCAAGCAGGCCCCCGUGCCUCCCGUCUGCCCAGCGCCCCGGCUGCGCUCCUUCACCUGCUCCUCCUCCGCAGAGGGCAGGGUGGCCAGUGGGGACAAGAGCCAAGGGAAACCCAAGGCCCCGGCCGGCUCCCAAGCCCCCGUGCCAGCCAAGAGGCCCAUCAAGCCCUCCCGGUCAGAAAUGAGCCAGCAGCAGUCCGGGUCCCUGUCGAUGCCGCCCACUCCAUCCCCGAGGCCACCCCUGCCUGUCAAGAGUCCAGCUGUGCUGCACUUGCAACACUCCAAGAGCCGUGACUACCGUGAGAACACCGAGCUCCCCCACCACGGCAAGCACCGGCCAGAGGAGGGGCCGCUCAGCAGGACCACCAUGCAGUGAAGCCCUGGGGGAGCUGCUGGCAGUUCAGGCUGGGAACCUGGAGGAGCAGCCGAAGCCGCCCACCGCCUCGCCUAAGACCUCCUGCCAGCCCCUCGCCUCUCCCAGCUUCCCAUGUCAGGCUUUGCAACUCUUAGGAAAAAGGGCCCAGCUUCUGUGUGGCCUGAGCAGUUCACUGGCUGCCAAGCUGGGCACCAUUACUGAGGGUGGAAGGGAAAGCACACACAAGUGCCUGGGGCCCCAGCUUGGCCUUGGUACUGGGGACCCCUGUGCCUUAGUCACACCCCCAUUUCUAGAAAGGACCCGAAGUACCAGAGUGCUCUCCAGGGUGGAGAGACACAUUAUCAUGAUAAUAAUAUGAAUAUGAAUAAUAAUAAUGAUGGCCACACGGCUCAAGCACUCACUGUGUGCCACGUGCUGUGCUAAGUGCUUCAGGAACAUUCUGUUGGGUCUCUCUCCAGAGCUGAGACUGUAACCCACUAAACACACAUGCCCAACCCCGCCCCCAGUGGAUGCUCAUAUGUCCUGAGGGGUUGGGACAAAGCAUUAAGAAGGCCAGUGCCCACCUGGAGCAAGGCCAGGGCUCAACCUGCAGGGAGCCAAAGGGGCUGAACUGCUAACUGAGGGUGCAGGAGCCUGGCCCUGUGCUGCUUCCACAGUGCAGGUGCUUUCACCAACGCCCAGGGAUCCUGGCCCCGCCUGCGCUAGUGGAGGGAUCUGCCUGGCUUUCCCGGCCUAUUCCGGGUCCCUGUGCCAGGCUGCCUUGUGUCUGUCGAGGUGGACAGCCACCACUGGGCCUCUGGCGCUCACAUGCUGCACCAGUGGCCGUGUGCGGUUGCUGCUGAGCGCCAACUGCCUUGGAGGCUGGGGAGCUCAGGUUCCCGGCUCCCCGAAACAAAGCAGCCUCUUCCUUCCCAGCUCAUGGCUUCCAGCCCCACACCCCCAGCUACUAGAGAAUAGAUCGGUCAUGUCUCUUCUUGUACUGCUUUUUGAUAUAAUGGAGUUAAGGGUGGAAACUCAACCCAGUUGUGUGUGUGUGCCUUGUGCAUGUGUGCGUGUGUGUUCAAAGGUCUCCAACCGUGUGACCAAAUAAACUGUGCCUUUCU